UAAUAAUAAUGGUGAGUUUCAAUUACAUAGGAUUGAUAACAAUAAUAAUAAUAAUAGUGAUGCAGAUAAGUUCUGGAUCAUCAGCAUGCAAACUUAGCCCGACAUUCUACUGCAAAUCAUGUCCCAACAUAACCGACGUUGUCGCCAGCGUCCUCCGACCGGCAUUUCAGAAAGAUAUCGUCAUUGGCGCUAAAAUCAUUCGCAUGCAUUUCCACGACUGCAUGGUUAAUGGUUGCGACGGUUCUAUCUUGCUGGACAAUGGAAACGGAAUACAGAGUGAAAAAGACGCGGUUCCUAACCAAUCUGUCUUGGGCUUUGAUGUUAUUGACGAUAUCAAGACCGCCCUCGAGAAUGUUUGUCCCGGAGUAGUCUCUUGUGCUGAUAUUCUCGCUAUAACUUCUGAAAUCGGAGUUACUUUGGCAGGAGGGCCUGGUUGGACAGUUCAAUUUGGAAGAAGAGACAGCAGAAAUGCGAACCGGGCUGGAACCACAGCCAUACCUAGCCCUUUCGAAAGCCUUCAAGCUAUCAAGAAAAAGUUUACUGACGUUGGACUUGAUUCCACCGACCUUGUCGCCUUGUCGGGUGCCCAUUCUUAUGGACGAGCACGAUGCGGGGCAUUUGUCCACCGUCUAUACAAUUUCAGUAACACCGGCGCCCCUGAUCCAACCGUGGAAGCCUCGUACCUACAGACGCUCAGGCGAAGGUGUCCUAAUGGAGGCAACGCAAAUGUGAUCGAGAAUCUAGAUCAAGACACUCCUGACCUGUUUGAUAACAAGUACUUCACCAACUUACAGUCGGAGAAGGGACUACUCCAAACGGACCAAGAACUAUUCUCCACGUCCGGGGCAGACACGGUUUCCAUUGUUAAUAAGUAUGGCCAAAGCCAAAAUGCUUUCUUCCGCCAGUUUGGUCCGUCCAUGAUUAAGAUGGCUGCCAUAAGUCCUCUAACUGGGACCAAUGGGGAGAUUAGACGUAAUUGUAGGAGGCCUAAUUAAUUAAUUUAGGACUCUCUCCUGUGUGUGUCGUGUUUUGUUGAUUUCCUUUCUGUGUGUUCUUGCUUUGUUUCUCUUUAUGAGAAAAAUCUGUGAUGCAAGUGUGUAUAUUUUAUUAAGUGAUCACUAUUGGCUCACGUGAAAUAAGAUGGAAAUCUCACUUUCCUUUC
Molecule: messenger RNA, 1162 nt
Organism: Impatiens glandulifera
Lineage: Eukaryota; Viridiplantae; Streptophyta; Magnoliopsida; Ericales; Balsaminaceae
Product: peroxidase A2-like
Exons: 4
Coding region: 9-995 (328 amino acids)
Biological process (GO): response to oxidative stress; hydrogen peroxide catabolic process
Molecular function (GO): heme binding; peroxidase activity
Source: RefSeq, a predicted model, not a curated record